This is a messenger RNA of Lycium barbarum (goji berry), 471 nucleotides long. RefSeq lists its product as uncharacterized. The transcript has a single exon. The record is from RefSeq and is a predicted model, not a curated record. NCBI's taxonomy places the organism in Eukaryota, Viridiplantae, Streptophyta, Magnoliopsida, Solanales, Solanaceae. Bases 1 to 471 code for a protein of 156 amino acids.
AUGACUUCUCAUGAUAUCCAGAAAGAUAUUGUGAGUGCUUGUAAGAUUGAAACAAUUAAGGCUAAAAUAGAGGACUUAAAUGGUGACUACUUUGCUCUGUUGGUUGAUGAAUCUAGAGAUGUGUCACGCAAAGAGCAAAUGGCUAUUUGUUUACGAUAUGUUGAUAAAAGGGGAUUUGUGAUGGAGGCAUUUAUUGGACUUGUUCAUGUUAAAGAUACUAGUGCGUUAUCUCUAAAGAAAGCAAUUGUGGAUGUACUCGCUCACCAUUCUUUAACUUUAUCCUAUGUACGGGGGCAAUGUUAUGAUGGGGCAAGCAAUAUGCAAGGUGAGCUUGGUGGUCUUAAAACGUUGAUCAAACAAGAAAGUAGAUCGGCUCAUUCCGUUCAUUGUUUUGCUCAUCAACUUCAACUAACUCUUGUUGCGGUUUCUAAAAAGUGUGUUCAAGUGGGAGAACUUGUACUCUUGGUUUAA